GCGGCUCCAUAUUAAGGAAGCCAUCAGAAAAUGAGAAUGGGGAAAAACCUAAUUACCAAGUAAAAGGAUAAACCAACAGGAUUGGAACCUAGGGAACCUAAAUGCCUCGCACUGCGUUUGUUCUGGGGAAUCCUUUGGUUAUGCAAAAGUAGGCAAGUAUGGCAACGGAGGAUGAGACGGGUAAUCAUGAAAGCGAGGGUGGACCAGGCUUAGGAGGCAGUGCUGAGCAAAGCAAGGAAGGGAAGAAGGACAGGGAAUCAACAAAUCCGGAUGGCACCAAAGGGAACCAGAAGGAAAUGUCCUCAGGAGAGAGCUCGGGAAAAGUCGGGGGAAGCAGACAGGGGACCCAGGAAAACAAGGAGGGCAGGAAUAAGGAUAGGGCGAGCCUCGGGAACUUGGAGGGAGCUGUGUCUAAGAAAGUAAGGGUCACGGACGCGAGGCACAAACUAGCAGAAAUAGAGAAAAGGACCGCGGAAUACAAGGCAAGGUUAAUUGAGGAAAUGAUGAUUGGGAACGAGAAAGGCCCUCUGCAGGAGGUACCGCGGGACAAACGGAAAACCAGCCGGGGCGGAACUAGGCAAGGGGACAAGGGUAGUGACCGUGGGGGAACGCCGAGCAAAAGAAGGAAAGAGAGAGAGAACUCGCCGGGAAUGGAGGCAGAGAAGGCAACGAACCCCUUAGCCACWSACAGAGAAGUAACAGACCUCCUCCGAGCAAAGAUGGACUCCUUCGUUGCGGAGCCUACGGCAUCGCCAUACGCAAAUCGGUGGUUCGUCUUUCAGAAGCCUAACAAGACACUAAGGUGGAUUCAGGACCUGCAGAAGUUGAAUGUGGUAACCAUCCGGGAUGCUGGCUCGCUACCUAAGGCUGACUUAUUAGCAGAAUCGCACGCCGGUCGGAGCAUUUACUCUCUGAUAGAUCUGUACUCAGGGUACGACCAGCUUCCGUUGGAUGUUCGGGACAGGUCAUACACCGCUAUGCACACCCCCGUAGGCCAACUACAGAUGCAAGUGACCCCUAUGGGAUUCACAAACGCGGUGGCCGAAGUGCAACGCAAGAUGCUCGUUGUGGUCGGGGACAUGUUCCCAGAAAAAUGUGAGCCUUACAUCGAUGACAAUCCGAUCAAAGGCGCGCAGGAGAAGGACGAGACGGAAGUCCAGCCAGGGAUCCGAGGUUUUGUGUGGGACCACUUGCAGGACAUCAAGGACUUACUCCACCGGUUCCUAGUAUACAACAUUACGGCUAGUGGACCAAAGAUUAUCCUAGCAGUACCGGAGGUAACUACACUAGGAUUUCGUUGCGGUGCUUACGGCAGGAAGCCGGAUCCGGCAAAGACCGACAAGAUAUCACAGUGGCCGACACCGCUGCGCACGGCGACGGAGCCGCUUAGACCAACGCGGGUGCUAGGGCCGGGGCAUCUGGUCCACCUCGACCUUGCGGUCAUGCCUGUAUCAACGGAUGGGUACAGGUAUAUCCUGGAUGCGGGAGACAACCUGAGCAGGUUAGUGAAGGCAGUCGCUCUCAAGAAAAAGACAGGGAGGAGUGUGGCGGACUGGAUAGAAGACUUCUACUUGAGGCAUCCGUUCGGCGGGAGGUUUAUAGCAGACAAUGAGAUGGAGUUUGUGAACCAAGAAGUAUUGGGGAUGCUUAAGAGACUCUGCGUACCAAUCAAACUCAUCGAGCCGUAUCACCCUGAGGCCAAUGCACCUGUGGAAAGGGGGCGUGCUUCUUUUGAACUUAGUGCGAUAUUUAAACCGAACCUUGAAGAACACGAUUGCAAAGCUCGCAGCGGACCAUCUGGGGAACUGGCCUAGGUAUCUUAAGCAGGCUGUCUUUGCAGCGGAUAUGAUAAACCGACUUUCUUGUGGAAGCCUUGGUACCUAUCUGGAAUAGGUUAGAUGAUGAUCCGCAAAUGACCACUGAAGAGUUAAUCGAGGCAAGAUGUCAACAAAUCCUUAAGAAUGAG
Molecule: messenger RNA, 1966 nt
Organism: Chara braunii
Lineage: Eukaryota; Viridiplantae; Streptophyta; Charophyceae; Charales; Characeae
Source: the annotation of a GenBank genome assembly